Didymodactylos carnosus is the source of this 570-nucleotide messenger RNA. The record is from the annotation of a GenBank genome assembly. Lineage: Eukaryota; Metazoa; Rotifera; Eurotatoria; Philodinida; Philodinidae.
AUGGCUGCGAGCGUGAACUCCACGUUCCUGUCCGUGCCAUCCUCAAGCAAGAAAGUUCUCUGGGGUUGGCAAUCAAACUCUGAUCCUUCGAAUGAUCAACAGCAGAAACAAUGGAAGAAUUAUUCUGAUUUAGACUGCGAGUUAAUUGAAGGACGUUAUCAGAAGAAACAGCGAGAAGUCGAACUGGGAGGUACCCAUCUGAUUAAUUUCACACGAAUGGUGCAUAUGCGUAAAGAUAAUCGUCAUCGAACAAGAAGAGUGAAAGGAGAAGUAAUUGAUGCCAUUCGAUAUACACGAGAAGAGAGAUUCUGUUAUCUUGAGCAUAGCAUCCCACAAUCAUUCGGCUAUAUAGAUGGAUGUGGCUAUAUAGAUGGCUAUAUAGAUGUUAUGUCGCAAUUUAUCCGUGACUGGAAGAAGAAAAACGCUUCAAUAUGUGAUAAUGAGCACGUGACUACAGUUGUAGUGCAAGCUGCCCAAGCAGGACACAAUAUGACAGAAAAUCUCUUCGAUGAAAUGCUAAAAUCAGAAUUAUUUAUACCAAUGAAGUUGCAUGAUGAUCCAUUGUUAUAA